Messenger RNA from Gopherus flavomarginatus (Mexican gopher tortoise), 1834 nucleotides. It is a transcript of the gene CCDC97, whose product is annotated as coiled-coil domain containing 97. The record is from RefSeq and is a predicted model, not a curated record. Lineage: Eukaryota; Metazoa; Chordata; Testudines; Testudinidae. Bases 31 to 1644 code for a protein of 537 amino acids. The transcript has 6 exons.
GUUCCGGCCUGGCCUGGCGCGGCGCGCGCGAUGGAGGCGGAAGUGGGGGGCCUGGCCCGGCCGCCCCCGCUGGGUAACGCCGGUGCCCAGGAGCAGCAGGAGCUGGAGGCUGCGCCUCCCCCGUCGUCGGCAGAGAGCCCAGCCCCACAGGACCGUCCCCCCAAUGCCAGCGAGGUCACCAACCCGCCCCGGCACACGUCGCUCUGGGGGGAAGGGAUGCUGGACGUGCCAGCCCCACAGGAUCGUCCCCCCAGUGCCAACAGGGUCACCGACCCGCCCCGGCACACGUCGCUCUGGGGGGAAGGGAUGCUGGACGUGCCAGCCCCACAGGACCGUCCCCCCAAUACCAACAGGGUCACCGACCCGCCCUGGCACACGUCGCUCUGGGGAGAAGGGAUGAUGGACAGGCCAGCCCCACAGGACCGUCCCCCCAAUACCAACAGGGUCACCGACCCGCCCCGGCACACGUCGCACUGGGGGGAAGGGAUGCUGGACAGGCCGGCCCUGGGGGACCAUCCCCCCAGGAGGAGCGGGGUCACUGACCCCCCUCGGCAGACAUGGCACUGGGGGGAGGAGGUGCCGCAGUGCCCAGCCCCACAGGACUGGCCCCCAAAGAACACCGAGGUCACCGACCCGCCCCGGCACCCGUCGGGCGGGGGGGAAGGGAUGCAGGCGUUGCCAGCCCUAGGUGACCAGUCACCCGACAGCAGUCUGCUCAGUGAACGGCCGCAGCGCCCGUCCCAGCGGGGUAGAGGGAUGCCGGAGCCCAGCCACGCUGCGGGUUUGGCUCAGGAGGAGGCCGGGGCCCAGGAGCCGGUGGGUCCCCCCGAGGUGGGUGAGCAGGCCCUGCUGGCCAUGCUGACGGCCGUGGCCAACAGCCCGCUGCCGGUGCGCAGCCAGCAGAAGGACGAGCCGGAUCUGACGGCCGAGGAGAAGCUGGCCAUCCUGCGGGCGCUGUACCGGGACAAGCCCGUGGUCUUCCUGGAGCGCUUCCGGCGGGCCCUGCGCGUCGAGCACCUCGGCUGCUUCGCCCACCUGGCCGCCCGCUACGAAGUGCGCUUCUACUGCGACGAGGUGCGCCGGGCCGCCCGCGGCAAGGCCGGCCACACCCGGGUGCGCAACAAGAGGUACGCCGCCCUGCAGCAGCUCAUCAAAGGGGGGGAGUAUUUCAGCGACGAGCAGAUGCGGGCGCGGGAGCCCCUGCUCUAUGAGCAGUACAUCGGGCAGUACCUGAGCGACGAGGAGCUGCUGGCCCUGGGCAACCAGGCACUGGCCGGCGCCUGCUCCCUCUCCGGCGUCCUGCUCGACUCCUACCAGGAGCAGGUGCUCCAGCUGCGGCUGCACAUCCAGCAGGAGCAGGAGGAUGCCUGCAUGGAGGAGGAGGAGGAUGACGACGAAGGUGAGGAGUCCAGCUCGGCCUCGGACGCCUGGGUCCCUGACACAGAGGAGAAGGCCUUCCUGCGGGAGGAGUUCACCAGCCGCAUGCACCAGCGCUUCCUGGACGGCAAGGACGGUGACUUCGAUUACAGCGAGGUGGACGAGAACCCGGAGUUCGACAAUCUGGACAUUGUGUCGCGGGACGAGGAGGAGCGUUACUUCGACGGCGAGGAGUCCGAGGAGGCGGAGGAGAUGGAGGCAGAGUAGGGGGUCCCCUGCCUCCCCCCCCAAAGCACCCAACUCGUGUGCAGUAACCCAGACUCCUAGUCUGUGACCUGGGAUCCUUUCCCCGUACGCUCGCCCCAGGUCGCUCCCAGCCUGUGAGCCAGUCCAGACAGGUACCUUUGUAUCGGGGGUCCCCGCCCCCUUCUCUCCAGGGCUGGGACACCCCCCACAU